Molecule: messenger RNA, 3276 nt
Organism: Ceutorhynchus assimilis (cabbage seed weevil)
Lineage: Eukaryota; Metazoa; Arthropoda; Insecta; Coleoptera; Curculionidae
Source: the annotation of a GenBank genome assembly
GUCCGAGGGAAAAACCGCCACAGUCGAAAAUCGCUCGUCGCAUACUAGAGAAAUUUGUUGGCGUGUUUUGGCCCCGUUGCUUGAUAACUCCGGUCCUGAGUUGCGGCGAUGUUUUGUCCGAGUAAACAUGUUUGGUCAACAUACGAGUGAAAUUUUUGUCCUGCAUGAGUCGCGCGUUUUUUCCAACAUUUCCUUUCCCCAAUAAAAAUAUUUUGGCUUUCUUCUGCAUAACCAUGGAAGAAGCCAAAAUCGGUCGUUUUUUGUAUCGAUGAUAUUUAGAAUAUUUAUAAUACACCUGCUCGAGAAACAGUCAUGUGGACAACAUUAAAACGUCUGGUGUUUCCUUGGGUGUUAGUUUUUCUACACACUACUCAGUUAGGAAACUGUUCGGAAGAUGAAGAACGACUCGUUCGGGAUCUCUUCAGGGGAUACAACAAAUUGAUACGCCCUGUUCAGAAUAUGACUGAAAAAUUGGACGUUAGAUUUGGUUUGGCUUUCGUUCAACUAAUCAAUGUUAACGAGAAAAAUCAAAUUUUAAAAUCAAAUGUCUGGCUGAGAUUGGUGUGGAAUGAUUAUCAGCUACAGUGGGAUGAGGCAGACUAUGGAGGAAUUGCAGUACUUAGGUUACCGCCAGACAAAGUUUGGAAGCCCGAUAUAGUUUUAUUUAAUAAUGCUGAUGGUAACUACGAAGUCAGGUAUAAAUCAAACGUACUUAUAUAUCCCAACGGGGAAGUAUUAUGGGUACCGCCUGCAAUCUAUCAGAGUUCAUGUACAAUAGAUGUAACAUAUUUUCCGUUUGACCAGCAAAAGUGUAUAAUGAAAUUCGGUUCCUGGACUUUUAACGGUGAUCAAGUGUCUUUAGCCCUGUAUAACAAUAAAGAGUUUGUAGAUUUGUCAGAUUAUUGGAAAUCGGGUACCUGGGACAUUAUCGAAGUACCCGCCUACCUCAACAUUUACGAAGGAGACCAUCCCACCGAAACAGAUAUCACAUUUUAUAUAAUAAUUCGAAGAAAGACUUUAUUUUACACGGUGAAUUUAAUUCUCCCUACGGUUCUCAUUUCAUUUUUAUGUGUUCUAGUUUUCUACUUGCCUGCUGAAGCUGGCGAAAAGGUUACAUUAGGAAUUAGUAUUUUACUAUCACUGGUUGUAUUUUUGUUACUGGUAUCGAAAAUCCUGCCACCGACGUCGUUGGUAUUGCCACUGAUAGCCAAAUACCUUCUUUUCACGUUCAUUAUGAACACUGUUAGUAUACUUGUUACAGUAGUUAUUAUUAAUUGGAACUUCAGGGGUCCUAGAACACAUCGAAUGCCAUCGUGGAUUCGGUUCGUGUUUCUAAACUAUUUACCAGCGAUGAUGCUCAUGAAGCGCCCUCGAAAAACGAGAUUACGUUGGAUGAUGGAAAUGCCUGGAAUGGGAGUUCCUCCACAUCCUUACGGUGUACCUGGAGACAUUCCCAAACACAUAAGUUCCGUAGAAUCGCAAAGCAAAGUGGAGGUGAUGGAAUUGUCUGAUCUACACCAUCAUCCGAACUGCAAAGUAAACAGAAAAACAAACGCCGACAGUGGCGUAGCAGUUGGUGCGGAGAGUUGUAGGAGAGAGAGCGAAAGUUCCGACUCGAUCUUACUUUCCCCGGAGGUUUCGAAAGCGACAGAGGCAGUAGAAUUUAUUGCCGAACAUUUACGCAACGAAGAUUUGUACAUACAGACUCGUGAAGACUGGAAAUACGUGGCGAUGGUAAUAGACAGACUACAGUUGUACAUGUUUUUCAUUGUUACAACUGCUGGUACUGUCGGAAUCUUGAUGGACGCACCCCACAUCUUCGAGUAUGUUGAUCAAGACAAGAUCAUAGAAAUUUAUCGAGGCAAAUAAAAGGAGAAAAAUAAUUCGUGUCCAAUCCAGAAACCAGGCUCUCAAAUCAUGUGGCUUCCAUAAGCGAAACUCACAACAAAGGCCUAUAGUUCUGUAAAAUAGUGUACUGCGGCGACUGGCGGCAAAAUUCCAUUUAUUGAUAGGUUUACAAAUAAUCAUUACUGAUCACUAUUUGAUUUCCAAAAUUUAAUUUACUGUGUUGUCCGCGCGUGUGAAGUCGAAAACAAUAUUUUUAUUUACUAUAUCGCCGAUUGACAAUCGAUGAAUGAUUCUCCGUGAGUGCAAAUUAUUUAAAAAGGAAAAACAAACGUUGUUUUUUGUCGCUCUCAAUAACAUUUUAUGGUCUUAAAAAUGUUCUGAUUUUAUAGGACAAAUUGCAAAAGCCAUUUUUAUACUUUUAUAUUUUAUACGCUAAAAGAUACGUAAUGACGUAAUGCGGAGUUUCACCAUAUUUGAAUUUCAUUGCUUUAUUAUUUUUAAUCAGUUGUCUGAACCAAAAAAGAAAUACCCUUGCUUUCAGUUGGCUUUAGAAUGUCCUAUUAUUUCAAUAAAUAAUUUUUGAAAAUGCUGAUUUUAUACCACAUAUUUAAACGUACUGAAAUGGCGCCACUGUAUGACGUAUACAGGGUGAAUCUGAAAGUGAGUUUUUUUUUUUUUAACAGGGUAUAUAUCUCGCCAAAAUAAGUUGUUUGGCAAAAAAUUGUUUAUAUAAAAAAUUUAAGAUAACGGAGGUACAGAUAUUUUAGGGUUAUGUGCAUUAAAAAUCUAAUUUCAAUAAUCUAAGAUUUAGUAGAGAAAAUAUGAUAAAAAUUAUCACAAAAAUUGUUCAAAAUUAUUUUCAUUUGUAUGAUGCUUCAUUUCCCUCCUAAAUUUUGUCUGUUUCACUUUAAAACGAAAAUUGAUAGGUUGAAAAUGAAAUUUUUUCUGAUGGAAUAAUGCAACCGUGAGUACCUAUUAUGGAAUAAGACUCAUUAUGCUGGACUAAUAAUGGCUUUUUUGCGGCUUUUUUUUUGAGAAAAUGUGAACAAAGUGAUUUAUAGUGGAAGUCUCCUCUAACCUCAAAAUAGCUGUACCUCUGUUAUCUUAAAUUUUUUAUAUAAACAAUUUUCUGCCAAACAACUUAUUUUGGUGAGAUACAUACUGUUAAAAAAAAAGCCUCACUUUCGGAUUCACCCUGUAUACAUACCCCGACCAAUAAGAAUCGUUCACAAUGGCUCUGACGCAUAUCUUUGUCUUACUCUGAGUCUGUCUGUCUAAGAUCUGGAGAGUGACAAUGAUGAAAUUCCUCAUUCGUUAUUUGCACCUUGUUCGUUUAACACGCUGGUCAACCUAAUUUUAUGUUGACACAAAAUUUAAAAAACAAUCUGUGAAAUUAGAGUUUAUAUUAGGUCUGUUCCAACCGACAUG